This is a messenger RNA of Cuscuta campestris, 2687 nucleotides long. The record is from the annotation of a GenBank genome assembly. Lineage: Eukaryota; Viridiplantae; Streptophyta; Magnoliopsida; Solanales; Convolvulaceae.
CCGAUUUCUUGCUCAGGGGCCGCUAUCUCCUGUUGGUCCGCCUUUUUCAUCAAGAAAAGGUUUCCAACUGUUACCAUGGGCAAAAAUCGGUCCAAGAGGAACAAAAUUGCUGCUAAGGCGCGAACCAACUUGGAAGGGAAAGAGAAGCUUUCAUCUGAGGAUCUCAGACACCAAAUAACUCUCUCCCAAUCCAGGCGUGAAACACAAGACAAAUCUUGUAAACGCAGUUUCCACUCUAAAGCCCCUAAGAGUUCUCGUCCAAAGGAUUCCCAUGCAGCAACAGAAAAAUUCGACGCCAACUCCCCCAUAGUCCGAAAGUUAAUCGGAUGGCUCAACAAGGAAGGAGAGGCCCGGUCCCAAGGGAUCGGGAGAGAAACAGGUCAAGGAGAGGAUGAGGAGGUGGAAAGUCAAGGGCGCAUAUCAGUACAUAAGAGGAUGCGCAAAAAUGCGUCCCAAAGGUUGGGACCCAGAACUGAGGAAUCUGGAGAAAAUUCUGAGGGGCACGGCAAUGAAGAUGCCGGAGACAUCCUCAAAUUGAGAAAAGAAAUGGAGGAACUAAAGAGGCAGGUUGACAAGGACGGGUCUUUCGGACCCACAGUAGAGAUAAUUUCUCCCUUUACUGCCAGAGUGAUGAAAGCUCAACUGCCCAGGGGUAUGAAAGCCCCUGAAAUCCAUUAUAAGGGAGUCACCGACCCCAAUGAUCACUUGGCUGCGUACCAAACUCACAUGUUGAUGCACGCCGUGGAGGACGAGAUCCAAUGUCGCCUCUUCGUAGGAACCUUGGAAGGGCCGGCCGUAAAAUGGUUCCUCACUCUUCCUAAUGGGACCAUUGAUUGCUUCAAAGAUCUUGCUCAACUCUUCCUCAACGCCUAUGGAGGAAGGUUCCAGCCAAAAAAGCACUUCACCCAUCUUUUCUCCCUAAAGCAAAAGGAGGGAGAGACCAACAGUGAAUUGGUACAAAGAUGGAAUGAAGCAAUCAAUGAGGUGGAGCCUAUGGACGAUAAAACUUCCAUUGCUCUGUUCAUGAAUGUUCUCAGGUCGGGGGAAUUAUUCAGGAAGUUAGAUUAUGAUACCCCUACUUCUUACAAGGCUAUGAUGGCUAGGGUUAACAAGUUCUGCGCCACGGAAGAGUCGGAUCGCCUGAAAGGAAAGAGCGAGGGAGCCUGGCAAAAAGGCCCGGACAAAGAAAAGAAAGGAGAAAAGACCAAGGUGGCCACUCUCUCCAUCCCUACCCUCAAGUCACUGGUCGCACCAGUGGCAGAAAUUAAGAGCAAGGAGGAAGGUGGGCAGAAGAGGAAACGUGGAGACCAAAAGAGAAGGCAGUGGCCCUAUGACCCAGAAAAAUAUUGCAACUUCCAUAGAAGGCCUGGACACGCCACUGAAGAAUGCCAUUUCCUCAAAAAGAUGGAAGGAGAGAUGAAGGACAAGGAACCGAAUGCCAAUCAGGAGCCGAACCAAGGAGGUAAUGUUUGGCGUAGGGACGCCCAACCUCAACAACAAGUCCAGGAGAACCCGGAAGAAUUUCCCCAAGUAGGAGUCAUCUUUGGCGGUCCAGAAACAGGAGUCACAAGCAAGGAGAGGAAGGAAUGGGCUCGCAAGCUGAUGAUCUCUUUAUUAUUCAAGGAGGUCCUGGGACAGAUCAUGGAGGCUUAUGUGGAUGACCUACUGAUCAAAAGUAAGCAAGCAGCGGACCAUCCUCAGCACUUGGAGAAAUGCUUUAGCAUCAUGAGGAAGCAUAAUUUGAGAUUGAACCCCAAAAAAUGUGCCUUUGGGGUCCAGGGAGGAAAAUUCCUUGGUUACAUGGGAGGGGGAAACUUCCAGUGGACCGCAGAGUGCCAAGAGGCCUUUGAACACUUGAAGGCAUAUUUGAGCUCUCCACCGGUCCUCUCCAAGCCACUAGCAAGGGACGUCCUUUUCUUGUACUUGGGGGUGGCCCACCUGGCAGUGAGUUCGGUCCUCUUGAGGGAAGAAGAAGGAGUCCAAAAGCCAGUUUAUUACACAAGCAGGGCCUUAAGAGGACCGGAAACAAGGUACAUUCCCUUGGAAAAAUGUGUUUUGGCAGUGGUGGUAACUGUCAAAAGGUUAACUCCCUAUUUCCAAGCUCACCCAGUGAGAAUCAUGACGGACCAGCCUUUGGGAGCAGUUUUGAGGGACCCGUCCUCUUCAGGAAGGGUCAUUAAGUGGGCCAUGGUCCUCUCUCAAUAUGAUAUUUCUUACCAGCCCUGUUCUAGCAAGAAGGGCCAGGUCAUUGCCGAUUUUAUGGUGGAGUGCACGGCAAGAGGGAAACCAGAAGAGGAUGGGACCGAUCAGGAGAGAAAAAAGGAAUUAUGGGAGAUUCAUUCAGAUGGAUCCUGCACUAAAGACGGUUCAGGAGGAGGAGCGGUCCUCACCUCCCCUGAAGGCUUCAAGGCUUAUCAUUCCUUUAAGUUCACAUUUCGGGCCACCAACAAUGAAGCAGAAUAUGAGGCCCUCAUUGGAGGUAUCCAGAUUGCCCUAUUCAUGAAGAUAAAGCACAUCCGCCUUAAAUCCGAUUAAAAAUUUGCCAUCGGGCAGCUAAAAGGAGAGAUGGAGGCCAAGGAAGGAAGGUUGAAAAGAUACAGGGACUGCGCCAGGACUCUACUUGGACAAUUUGAGUCCUAUGAACUCAUAUAUGUUCCAAGAGAGGAGAAUGAAGAGGCGGAUAUGUU